CCCAUCUGUUCUCCAGUGACCUCCUGCGCUUCACUCUUGACAUCCUUCGACCAGUGUAACAUGCCACGCAAAGAGAACGCCAAUGCUUCAAUCUCAGCUCAGGCUCAACAAGAUCUCGUCUCCGACGGUAUACAGAACUAUGAGCUCCCAAAGUCGCUCGUCACAAAGAUCGCAAAAUCUGCAAUACCCGAUACGGCUAAACUUCAGAAGGAGACCGUGCUUUCGCUGGUGAAGGGCUCGACGGUGUUCAUUAAUUACCUUGCUGCCACCGCUCAUGAUGUCGCCCACUCAAAGCAACACAAAAGCAUUUCCGCGUCCGAUGUCCUCAAGGCUCUUGAGCUCAUCGAAUUCGGAGACCUGGUAGAACCACUGCAGGCAGAACUGCAGAUCUACCGUGACACGGUCAAAACAGACAAGUCUCGCAAGGGCGCUUCUGCGCGAGGCGCCAACUCAUCCACCGCAAAAACGAAAGACUCCGCCCCUCUCUCCAUUUCGCUUUCGACAAAGGGGAAGGGGAAGGCUGCCGCCACUCCGGCUUCGGCAGCGUCGACUACGGCCAAAACUCAAGUACACGCGGACCAGGUGGCCGCGAGCGUUUCGGGCAUGAGCAUAUCAGGGCCAAAUGGCGGCGCUAGCGAGCGGGCUGACGAAGAGAUGGAUGAUGACGUUGGCGAGGAGGACGAGGAACUGGGCGGGUACGAAGAAGAGGUUGAGCCGGAACUUGUUGGCGGGGAAGAUGAAGACCCUGGCGAUGAGGGUGUCGACGAGGAGGACGACGACGGCGAGGUGGAGGGCGGUGAGACGGAGGAUGCCAUAGUGCUUGAGGGAGAGGAGACGAGGCGGGACGUCAAAAGGCUCGAGGUGCAUGCAGAUGAGGGCGAGGUGGAGUAAGGAGUUUGCAAUGUACGCUCUCUAUUCCAGAUUUGUAUACCCACUCGCUUUCGAACCAGACUUAAUGCACCACACCC
Molecule: messenger RNA, 968 nt
Organism: Coniophora puteana RWD-64-598 SS2
Lineage: Eukaryota; Fungi; Basidiomycota; Agaricomycetes; Boletales; Coniophoraceae
Product: histone-fold-containing protein
Exons: 5
Coding region: 61-891 (276 amino acids)
Biological process (GO): heterochromatin formation; DNA damage response; leading strand elongation
Cellular component (GO): CHRAC; epsilon DNA polymerase complex
Molecular function (GO): protein heterodimerization activity; chromatin DNA binding
Source: RefSeq, a predicted model, not a curated record